Molecule: messenger RNA, 2400 nt
Organism: Gasterosteus aculeatus aculeatus (three-spined stickleback)
Lineage: Eukaryota; Metazoa; Chordata; Actinopteri; Perciformes; Gasterosteidae
Source: RefSeq, a predicted model, not a curated record
UCCGCGCCGUUUCCGGUAUUCACGAGCGCUUCUGUGGAGGCGCGCGGGUCCUGAGGAGGAACAGGAGCAGCGGGCGCCUCGUUGAGAUUACUGUCGCCCCACUUAACACCAUCUUCGGAUUGCGGAGCGAAACGGCGCCCUCGAUAUCUGCUCGAAGACAGAAAACCAACGUGCUGCUGCUCGGAGUAUAAUCACCGCGUGGCCGCGCAGACCCCGCGGGAUCUCCGGUAGGGCAAAACAAGUAAACCGUUACGGUGAAGUUAGCGAGCGACCGCGCGCUGCCAUGUCGGGUGUUGUGCGAGGCCCCGCCGGCAACAACGACUGCCGGAUCUAUGUUGGAAAUCUCCCCCCUGAUAUUCGCACAAAAGACGUGGAGGACGUGUUCUACAAAUACGGGGCGAUACGAGAUAUCGAUCUGAAGAACCGGCGGGGCGGGCCCCCUUUCGCCUUCAUUGAAUUCGAGGAUCCCAGGGACGCGGAUGACGCGGUCUAUGGGCGAGACGGUUACGACUACGACGGCUACCGGCUGCGCGUGGAGUUUCCCCGAAGCGGCAGAGGCUCGAGAGGUGGCUUCGGGGGGAUCGGUGGGGCUCCCAGAGGGCGAUACGGGCCUCCGUCCAGACGCUCCGAGUACAGGGUCAUCGUGUCGGGACUCCCUCAGAGCGGCAGCUGGCAGGACCUGAAAGACCACAUGCGUGAAGCGGGCGACGUCUGCUACGCCGACGUUUUUAGAGAUGGAACCGGGGUAGUAGAAUUUGUGCGCAAAGAAGACAUGACCUAUGCCGUACGAAAGCUGGACAACACCAAAUUCCGCUCGCAUGAGAGAACGCUUACGAUCGUGCUGAAAUUAGACGGCCCCCGCAGCCCAAGUUACGGAAGAUCCCGCUCCCCCAGCCGCGGAAGCAGGAGCAGGAGCCGAAGUCACAGCGCCAGCCGCAGCCGCAGCAACUCCCAUUGCCGCGGUAGAGGGUCGCCCCGCUACUCGCCGCGCCACAGCCGCUCUCGCUCUUAAACCUUUCUACCCCCCCCCCCCUCGGUGUUUUGAUGUACUCUGCGGUUUUUACCCGCUUUUUUUUGUUCCUUCAGAUGUCGGCAAUUGAUCUGAAUUCGUUCGCAUUUCAUGUCCCGAUGUCCUUGUGACUGAUCUUGGUAUGUAGCUGUACCCCCCCCCCCCCCUCCCCUCACAUCCCUCUUCUUCCUCUUCUUUUAUCCUCUUCCCAACCCUCUCCAGCUGCUUUGUCCUUUUUUGUUUUUCUCUGUCCUCUCAGUUUCUGCAACAUUAAGAAAUGUGCUGUGUGGAGAUUCAAAAAUGUUGAGUUGUUAUAUGCUGCACUCAAUGUUUUUGCAAGUGUUGAAAUAAUUUUUUUUAAAAAACAACACACAUAGCAUCUCUUAUUGGAUACGUGCGGUGGGCUGUUGGGACAGGGAGCACAAUACUUAACUGUAUUUUACCCUUGUGUCUUCCUCUUAGAAAUCGGAAGAGAAGGAUUAAAGUGAUUUGGAAUAAAAACCAUUGUGGAGCACAUUUCAUUUGUAUGGUCAGAAUAGGACAUCUAAUUGAGGAGCAAUCAGGUCGAGGCAAUGGUACGCUUCAUAUUCCAUAAAUUGAACGUUUUGAUAGGUUGCCAUAUUAUGCAUGUCAUAUUUAAUAAAGCCAUAUGUGCUGUACUAGUUUUAACUUGCUACUCUGGCUUGUGACAAAAUAAGCAGUCCUAGAUCAAGUGUUGUGAUGUAAGUGUAAGAUCCUUGCUGUCAAAUGUAAAACAAUCUGAAUCACUACUUUGUUGCAAAGACGUUCCACUUUUAACUUGUCAUUGGUUAAACAUUUUAAAUUCAGGGAGCUGUAGUGUUUGAGCUCUAUGGUGUUUUUCUCCUUCUCGAUCUUAAAAUUCACAUGAGUGCACAAAAAUGGAAAAAUUGGGCCUACAAAUUGUAACAUUUUAUUCUAACAGUCUGCCUGUGGUUUUCUUCCUGGUAUUUCAAGGUUUUGAUUGGACGAGUGGCUCAGUGGAUCCCAAUCCUUGGCGCUGGAUGAGUGGAUCGAUUAGGAAAGGGAUAGGCAAGGAUGGAUGCUCGGAACGGGAUCAGUUUUCCAGGAUUCAAAUAAGUUUGAUUUCAGUGCUAAUUAACAGGAGUCCCGGAGCAACUUUCUUUUUUUUUCCCCAUUAGGACCCCGUUGCCUAUUUAAAGUUUUCCAAUGGUAAUUGCUUUUAUUUUACAAGAAAACGAAACUGAGGACCAGGAAGUUGGAUCAAAGGAUGGAGUCGUAGAUGCCUGGUAUGAAAGAAAUACAAAUUUGGGAGGUUGGAGUUUCAUGUGGGAGUAGUUUGUAUAUUUUAUUUUGAUUAAUCUUGAUUUUUCUCUUAGCAUUUUCAAUAAAAUACUUCCAAACAAAAAUAA